GAACAAAACAAACCCUUUCCUUAAUUUCCUCGCUUCCACUUGUCUCUCCCCUGUCGUUCCUCUCUGCAACAAUUCACUCAGGAAAAAAAAAAAAGUUGGCAACUUUUUUCAUGCAAUAAUUUCGUCUGAUCUCCACCGGCAUUAAUUCUCUGAUUCUUUUAGGCACUGCCGGGGAUUCUUCCGUCGACAAUGUGCUACAAUGGACCGGCGGAGGACGUUGACGAUGAACUGGGAGCACGUCGAAGAUAACGACGACGAUUUCUUCGAACCCAGCGAACGCUUCUCCUCCGCCGUCCCCGAUGACUACUUCGAGUCCUCCGGAUCGGAGGACGAUUACGAGGACACCCGUCUCUCCUUUAGCACCGCCGUCUGCGCAUCCGCCCCUCGCCCCUCCCUCUCCCUCCGCGCCCCCGAGGCGGCAGCCCCGCCGCCCUUCGCCUCCGCCCGACCUCGCUCCGCCUCCGAGGAUUACGACAUGUGGAUGGCCGAGCCAGGUGACGUCAAAGAGCGCCGCCGCCGCCUCCUCCAAGGCAUGGGGCUUUUGAGCAACAAAAGCCUCCAAAAAAUCGCCAGCGCCAAGAAAUUCGCCAAAGUCAUCACAAAAAAAGCCGAAGCCGCAGUUGCCAAACACCCCCUUAUCCCUAAACCUGAAAUUCCCCGCCCCCCUUCUCCCCGGAAAAAUUUCACGACGCCGCCGCCGCAGGCGGCGGCGGCGGCGGCGGCGGCGGCGGCCGCGUCCGAGCCUCAUUCAUCUCCACACCCGCCCGGUCUGGUCCGGUCCAGGUCGGCCGGAGAUAUUGAUUCCAACAAGAGGAAAGAAGAGCUAAUGGGGCCCAUUUCGAAACAGAAUCUGAGGAGAACGUUAUCGUGUCUGGCAACAUUAAACACAGAUAUUGGGACGAUAAAACAUACGAUCGUCAAAAUAUCGCGGGGGAAUAAUAAUGAUGAUAAUAAUUAUCGUAAUGAUGAUAAGGUGAGGAACAGAUCGACGGCGAGUAGUGGGAUAUUGUCCGAUGGGGAUGUCGACCCAAGUUUCGUAACGAAGAAUGUUAACAGUGUUAACGAAGAGAAUGAUGAUGGGCAGACGAGGAAGGAAGAGUCGAUGGAUGAAUACGACAGGUCGGUCGGAUACUCCCCGGUUGAUAAGGAAGUGAUGCGCAGGUCGAACGAUUCGACCAGCAAUUACUACGACAGGAAACAACACAUGAAUAAUUCAUAUCUUACCAGGAGCGUGAGGUACAGCAAGAGAAGAGGCGUGGCAAUCCUGAAGAACCUGAAGAACAUAAAGGCGCAUUCCAAGAGCGGAAAGAUCACAGAAAAAGACAGAGAUCUGAGUUUAUCAGGAGAACCCAAACCCAACAAGAACUCCUCCCAGUGGAUCAAAGUUCGGCAGCACGGAAAACCAAUCAAGGAGUUCACAGGGCUCCACUUGUGCCAAGAAAUCCAGGCCCACGAGGGCUCAAUCUGGAGCGUCAAAUUCAGCCCGGACACGCAUUACCUGGCAACCGCAGGGGAGGAUAAAGUUAUCCAUUUAUGGGAAGUCCAAGAAUGCGACGUGGCAGGGAGACCCUACGAUGAUUUAAGCUCCACGCCUGUUCAUCCCAUGGCUUCUCCUCCUUCAUCGGCCUGUGCCCCGGAAUUGGGGGAAGAGAAAAGGAAUAAGAUUAGGGCUUUGAUUAGUAGGAAGAAGGGUAAUUCCGCUCCGGAUUAUGUGAUUGUCCCUGAAACUGUGUUUGCUCUUUCUGAGAAACCAGUCUGCAGCCUCAUUGGUCAUCAGGAUGCUGUCUUGGACCUGUCUUGGUCCCGAUCUCAGUUUCUACUUUCUUCUUCAAUGGACAAGACCGUUCGAUUAUGGGAUGUCGAAACUCAGAAUUGUUUGAAAAUGUUUGCACACAAUGACUAUGUAACAUGCAUACAGUUCAAUCCGGUAGACGAGGACAGCUUCAUCAGUGGCUCACUGGAUUCAAAGGUUCGGAUUUGGAACAUAACGGAUAGGAAAGUGGUGGACUGGAAAGAUGAGAAAGAGAUGGUUACUGCCACUUGCUACACUCCUGAUGGAAAGGGAGCCAUGAUAGGCUCACACAGAGGUGGCUGUCGGUAUUAUAGUACCACAGAUUGCAAACUGGAACAACAGGAUCAAUUUGAUACCCAGAACAAGAAAAAGUCCCAAAUCAAAAAGGUCACAGGUUUACAGUAUUCCCCGUGGAACCACUCAGAAGUGCUCAUUUCCACCGCAGAUUCGCGCAUUCGAAUCCACGAUGGAUCGGGUUUCACUCAUAAAUUCAAAGGUUUCCGUAACACAAGCAGCCAGAUGUCAGCUUCCUUUAGCCCGGAUGGGAAGUAUGUGAUAAGUGCAAGUGAAGAUUCCGAAGUCUAUGUAUGGAAGAAAGAAGAACCCAAAAAUGCGAGUGGAAAAGGCAGAAGGGUGAUCAUCAACAGCUAUGAACAUUUCGCCUGCAAAGACGUCUCGGUUGCAAUCCCGUGGCCAGGCAGCAUAACAAACGAGCCACCGGUCGUCGAACUACACACGAAAAGACGCUUCCUCCCGCCCCAACACCCCCCCGUUGGGUCUCCCAGGAGGCUGCCCCCUCUGCCAAGGAGAAAGGACUCGGGGGGCGAGGGGGACCACCACGAGAGUGAAUCCAAUGACCAUGCAGACCCAGGAACGGAUGACCCAGUUAAGAACGACAAUCAUCACCAUUCGGCCUCGCCUUCUAUCAGCAGCUCCCCGUCGCGGACCUGGUCCUCCCUGUUGGAUGGUGUGAUCAACCAUGGUGGGAAUACCAUCCAGGCCACGGCGUGGGGGUUGGUAAUUGUGACGGCAAGCUUAGGAGGUGAGAUCAGGGUGUAUCAGAAUUUUGGACUGCCUCUCAAGGCCAGUCGCCUCACAUAAACAAACAUAUAUAUAAAAAUUAUAUGGAAGUUGAACAGAUUAGGAGGUGUUAUUAGUCCAUCUUGUGCAACAUUUUUUUUUUAAAUAUAAAAUCAGCAUUAUUGGCUUGUGUUCUUCUCUA
This is a messenger RNA of Ipomoea triloba (trilobed morning glory), 3014 nucleotides long. RefSeq names its product WD repeat-containing protein 44-like. Bases 200 to 2893 code for a protein of 897 amino acids. Lineage: Eukaryota; Viridiplantae; Streptophyta; Magnoliopsida; Solanales; Convolvulaceae. The record is from RefSeq and is a predicted model, not a curated record. Gene Ontology annotation, molecular function: protein binding. The transcript is spliced from 8 exons.